Messenger RNA from Branchiostoma floridae (Florida lancelet), 10243 nucleotides. RefSeq names its product kielin/chordin-like protein. The transcript is spliced from 69 exons. Lineage: Eukaryota; Metazoa; Chordata; Leptocardii; Amphioxiformes; Branchiostomatidae. Gene Ontology annotation, cellular component: extracellular region. Bases 194 to 9961 code for a protein of 3255 amino acids. Gene Ontology annotation, molecular function: serine-type endopeptidase inhibitor activity; protein binding. The record is from RefSeq and is a predicted model, not a curated record.
GUGUUGUUUGUGUAGUCGGUGAGCGUGAGGGCACCAGCUCAGCCAAUAGGAACAAGUGGUUGUUUGUGAGUCCGUGGCUAUAAAAUCUGAGCUCGGUGCAAAGAUCAGUCAUCAGCUAACCGAAGGUCCCGACUGACUUCCACCGAGCUAUCCUGCAAUUUGAAGUAAAGCGGAUCCUUCAGCAAGUGUGGCCAUGUUGCUGCUCCUGUCCGCACUGCUGGUGACGGCGGCGGCCGUGACGCCCACCAUUAAUCAAGCCGACAUCAAAUUCCCCCAGCCAUGCUGGAAUGACAAGUCUACCAUCCCCACCUUCCUGCACCAUGGAUCCCCCAUGUACCUGUCUGGCGAGUUCGUCCCCAGGUGCGACGACCACGGCAUGUACGACUCCGUCCAGUGUCACGGCGUGGAGUGCUGGUGCGUCAGCCCCUGCGGGGAGGAGAUCGAGAACACCAGGACCACUGACUGGCCUGUCUGCGAAACCCGCCAGCCCCCCUGCAGGGACCUGGAGAGUUUCAGCGGCUCCACUCCCUCCUGUGACAAGCACGGCUUCUUCCUGGCACAGCAGUGUGACGGGGAUGAGUGCUGGUGCGUCACCAAGUGUGGCCAGGAGAUCUCCGGGUCUCGUACCCAGGGAAACCCACGCUGCAGCCAGUUCUUCAAGAGGGAGAAGACUCGCCAGUCCCGGCCCAACGUGUGCCCCGACGGUGACAGUCCCCAGCGCUGCUCCAGGGAGGACAUCUGUGAGCACCUGACCUGCCCCGGCUUCCCAGACGCGCUGUGCAAACCCAACAAGUGCGAAGGCUGCCGUCCCGAGUUCUUCAACAACAAGGGAAAGAAGAUCACAUGCAAUGAUGAGAAACUUGGGAUGUGCCCCGCUGUGUUUGAGGUGGAGACCUCUGAGCACUGCGAGCCUGAGUGCAGCUCUGACUCUGACUGCCCCGGUGCACACAAGUGCUGCUUCAGCGGAUGCACCACCCAGUGCCUGGCUCCCAGCACCGAGAAGUUUGGUUCCUGCCCCCUGGAGAGCAGCUUUGAGGACAUGAGCUGUGAGGUGCGCUGUAACUCCGACUGGGACUGUGCUCACUCCGAGAAGUGCUGCUCCAACGGCUGCGGCCAGGUCUGCGUGUCCCCUACUGUUCAUGAGAAGCCGAGCCAGUGCCCCGCCAUGUGGCAGAUCUCUGAGGAGAUCUGUAACGACGUGUCUCUGAUGUGUGAGUCUGACAGGGACUGUGUGGAGGACAGCAGGUGCUGCAGCACCAAGUGUGGGAAGAGAUGCACCAGCAUCACCACCACAGUCCUGCCACCCUGUGAGGAGGAGAGGACCACCAUCCCGACCACGACCUUCGGCGGUGUGUCCCUGCCCGUUCUCGGCCACUGGUACCCCACCUGCAACUCCUCCGGCUUCCACACCCCCAAGCAGUGCCACCCCACCAGUGGCCUGUGCUGGUGCGUCGACGCAUGCGGCCGCCCCAUUGACGGGACACACACCUAUGAAGACCUGGAGUGCACACCCAGGAAUGCCCCCUGCCACGAGGCUAAGUCCAACCUCCUGCGCCCUGGCCUGAGGCCUUUGCUCGGAGCCUUCAAGCCCCGCUGCAUGGAGGAUGGGUUCUUUGAGACCAAGCAGUGCCAGGGCUCCAUGUGCUGGUGUGUGGACAAGUGUGGGCAUGAGGUCCCCAACACAAGGGGGCAUCUCAAGGACGUCACCUGUGACCAGUGCCCAGACAACCAGAGAGCCUUCCACUGCCCCAAGAACCCCUGCGAUGACGUGACCUGCCCAGAGUACCCCGAGGCUCGCUGCUUCCCCUCCAUCUGCGGGGGCUGCAAGGCUGAGUUCUUCAUCGAACAGGGGAAGAAGGUCCAGUGCAAUGUUGUGAAGAACCAUACCUGCCCCCUGACGUCUGACAUGCCCCAGACCUGUGAGACUGAGUGUGCUCACGAUGGAGAGUGCCCCGGGACUCACAAGUGCUGCUCCAACGGAUGUGCUUCCGUCUGUGUCAGCCCCAUCACUGAGGAGCGCCCCGGCUCCUGCCCUGCCAUCACCUUCAGCGACAUCGGCUCCUGCUCCACCACCUGCUACAGCGACUCCGAGUGCUCCGGGGUCUCCAAGUGCUGCUUCAACGGCUGCGGCAAGACUUGUGUGCAUCCCGAGCCUGUUGUGCAUGAGGGUGAGUGCCCCGUCCAGUGGGAGAAGACAUGCACCACCGAGGAGAACCAGUGUGAGGUUGAUAACGACUGUAUCGGCAGCCAGCGCUGCUGCGACAGCGGCUGUGGCCUGCGCUGUAUCUACCCCACACAGACCAGGACCAUCACCUCCGACAUCCAGAGCAUUGCCGUCAACGCCAUCUUCACUGCCACCAUCACCAGGGAAAUGACGAGCGGCCAGUGCCCCCACCCAGACAACCUUGAGUGCGACCACCUGAGCGAGUGCCUGCAGGAUGAGGACUGUACUGAUGGCAGCAUCUGCUGCAGCAACGGCUGCGGAUUCACCUGCACACCUCCAUGGACCAUGGAGAAAUACGGCCAGUGCCCCAUGACUUCUGCUGCCUUUGACAAGAUUGGGUGCAGCCUGGAGUGUGAUGGUGGCAUGUGUAAUCAUCAGUGCAGCGACGAUGGGGACUGCCCCGGCUUCUCCAAGUGCUGCAUGGACGGCUGCACCCGUGUCUGCGUCAACCCAUGGAUGUUUGUGCGUGAUGGCCAGUGCCCCAUGUGGACCCAGGAGGAUAUCCAGGAGUGCAGCAGCAGCUCCGAGUGCUCCAUCGACACCGACUGCUCCUCCGAGCAGAAGUGCUGCAACACCCCCUGUGGAGGGACUGUGUGCAGGAAGCCCGUCACUGAGUCCUUGGACACAUGCACCUUCCAAGGCUCCGUCCAUCACCAUGGCGACAUGUGGAGUCCCGAUGUCUGCACCAUCUGCAAGUGUGUGACCGGAGUGACCCGCUGCACCCCUCUGCACUGUGACGCCAUCCCGGCCGGCUGCACUGCUGUCCACGUCGACGGCCAGUGUUGUCCAUCCAUCCAGUGUGAAACCAGUGCUGAAGCUGACUGGUGUGAGGAUGAGCGCAUGGUGAGGCACAUGCACGGCGAGCGUUGGUCCCUGGACAGCUGCAGCUACUGCGAGUGCAUCCACGGCCAGAUCACCUGCUCCCAGUACACCUGCACCAGCGACCAGCUGAGGAACACCACCGGCUGCACCGUGAAGCAUGUCCCCGGCAGGUGCUGCCCUGAGGUCAUCUGCCAGGACCGCUGUAUCGACCACUACGGCCACCUGCGCUAUGAGAACGACAUGUGGUACGUGGACGCCUGCACCAUGUGCUCCUGUGUCAACGGCAAGACAGAGUGCACCGAUGAGAGGUCCAGCUGCCAGCUGCCUGACAAGCUCCACCCCGACUGCACCCUGGAGAAGGUACCCGGACAGUGCUGCCCCAACGUCUACUGCCCUGUAGAAGGUCGUAAGAUGAGCUGUUCCCUGGAGGACCGUGAGGUUGGCCACCAGAGCUCCUGGAGGCCCAACUCCUGCACCAUGUGUGAGUGCCGCGACGGCCAGGACUUCUGCGCCAACAUCGACUGCCCCGCCUUCACCAACCCCCUGUUCUCCGACUGCAUCAAGGUCUACGUCAAGGGACAGUGCUGUCCCGAGACCAUCUGCAACAAAGCUGAGGUCUGCACCUGGGAAGGCCAGACAUUCUUCGAUGGUGAGAUGUGGCAGCCGGAGACCUGCAGCACCUGCCAGUGUGUGGGCGGAACCACCCGCUGCGUCCAGACCACCUGCCCGGUCACCCCACCCGGCUGCCAGGCGGUCCCCGUCAACGGAAAGUGCUGCCCAGACAUCGUGUGCCAGCCCCAUCAUCAUUCCCCCGUCUGCAAGGACACAGAAGUGAUGCACCACGAGGGCGACAGCUGGCACGAGUCCGACUGCCAGGUGUGCACCUGCAGGAACGGAGCGACCACCUGCACCACCAUGGACUGCCCUGUGACCGAGGCCGCGCCCGGCUGCCACCUGAUGCAGGUGCCCGGCCGCUGCUGCCCCAUGCAGAUCUGCAGGCACAUUGAUGAGUCCAGCUGCACUGUUGUUGAGACCGAGCUGACCUACCAGCACAGCGCCACCUGGCAGGAGGACAGCUGUACUACAUGCGCCUGUGUGAAGGGAGUGAUCUCCUGCAUGCAGCAGACCUGCACCGUGCCCAGGGAGGGCUGCAUCGUCGAGGAGGUGGAGGGACAGUGCUGUCCUACCGUCACCUGCCCGAAAGAAAAGCUGGGCAGCUGCCCCAUCCCGCUGUUUGACUUCCUGUACGAGUCUGAUGACUGUACCGAUGAGUGUGAGGAGGAUACCGACUGCAUGGGCUCCUCCAAGUGCUGCUACAACGGCUGCAGCCGCAUGUGCGCCAAACCCUGGAUUGAUAGCUGCGUGGACAGCAGCGGCAGACAGCGCAGUAGUGGCGACGCCUGGCAGCAGGACGCCUGCACCAUGUGCUCCUGUGUCAACAACCAGUCCGUCUGCACCCAGCAGGAGUGUCCCCGUGCCCCCAACGGCUGCACCACCCGUCAUGUGGAGGGCCAGUGCUGCCCAACCAUCAUCUGUGAGGAGCAGGAGAACAAGGCCACCUGCAUGGUUGAGGGAGUGACCUACACCCACGGCAGCUCCUGGUCACCUGACAACUGCACCACCUGCACCUGCGUGUUCGGGCGUAGCGACUGUGACCGUAUGGAGUGCCCUGCCAUGCAGAGGACUGGCUGCCGUAGCGUGUACAUCCCCGGACAGUGCUGCCCUGAGACCUUCUGCCAAGAAGCUGGCAGCUGCAUGGUGGAGGGAGUCAUGUACCUGGAUGGAGAGAGUUUCCACACUGAUGCCUGUACUACCUGCCACUGCAGGAAGGGCCAGACCUUCUGCCAGGCCCAGUCUUGCCCUGCUAUCCCUGAUGGAUGUCAGCCCAUCACCACUGAGACCACUGACCCACAGUGCUGCCCCAACAUCACCUGCCCACUCCAGUCUGCCAACACCUGCCAGUACAGGGGAAUCCACUACAGGAGCGGAGAGCAGUGGAUGUCUGACGCCUGCACCAUGUGUACCUGCGACAACCAGCAGGUUAUCUGCAAUACCACUGGCUGCCCUAAGAUGUCCUUUGCCCCUGGCUGCCGUGCCGUGCGUGUGGCUGGGCAGUGCUGUCCCAACAUUGUCUGCAGGGAUGUUCACAGCUGCCUGGAAGGUGGCGUGAAGUUCCUGAAUGGCGAGCAGUGGCAGAACGACAGUUGCACCAGCUGCCGCUGCGAGCACGGCAGGACCAUCUGCAGCAGCACCUCCUGCGCCCCCGCCCCCACCGGAUGCCAGUUCGGAGAGCGCGUGCCUGGCCAGUGCUGCCCCAACGUCGUCUGCCCCACACAGACUGGUCCCACCUGCACUGACACCAUCGAGCUGGAGGAGACCCAGUUCUCCCACGGGGAGUCCUGGCAGAGGGACCCCUGCACCACCUGCACCUGCAUGAAUGGUAGAGUCCGCUGCCACACCCAGAGCUGCCCCAUGACCGUGGAGCACGGCUGCAGGGCCGUACAUGUGCAGGGACAGUGCUGCCCCAACGUGGUCUGCAACCAAGGAAAGGUUGGCCAGUGCCCAGUUGUUUCUCCCACCCUGACUGAAGAGAUGUCCAUGACUGACAGCUGUGUGACCGACUCCGACUGCGCUGGAACCACCAAGUGUUGCCACAACGGCUAUGCCUUCACCUGCAUGCGCCCCUGGAUCCUGGAGAAGCCUGGUGUCUGCCCCGCCAUGGCCCCCUACACCAGCCCCUCUACUGAAUGUAAUGUGGAGUGCAGCAGUGACAUGGACUGUGUGGACAGCCACAAGUGCUGCGGAGAUGGCUGCAUCAGGACCUGUGUGCCCGCUGUGGACAUGUCUGUCCAGCAGACUUUCACCAGGCAGCAAACAGGCUCCAAGUCUGGAAGAUGUCCCAACCUGAUGCAGACGUACUGGACCCCCCUGAUGUGCAUCAGUGAGUGCUCUGACGACAUGGACUGUGACGGGGAAGACAAGUGCUGCUCUACCGGCUGUGGGCAGGUCUGCUUCAGCCCUGUGGAAGACACCACUGUGACUGACAUCUGCGAGCCCGUGACCUGCCGCAUGAGCUGUAAGUACGGCUACGCCACCGACUCUCAGGGAUGCGACAUCUGUCUCUGCAAGAAGCCCGAGAGUGAAUGCGACAGGCUGGACAAGUGCAAGAUGUACUGUCCGUACGGUUACUCCACUGAUACCGAGGGUUGUGAAAUCUGCAGAUGCAAGGCACCAGUUCUGAAGACCUGCGAACCCUUCACCUGCCCCCUGACCUGUAUGAAUGGCCUGGCCACCAACAAGUUCGGCUGCGAGAUCUGUCAGUGCAAGGCUCCAGUUGAGGAGUGCACCCCGCUUGACUGUGCUCUCCAGUGUCCGUAUGGUCUGGCCACUGAUGUUGAUGGCUGUGACAUCUGCCAGUGCAAGAAGCUGGUGACCGUCUCCUGUGAGGCUGUCUCCUGUGCCAAACAGUGCAUCUAUGGCUUCGCUACCGAUACCAACGGCUGCCAGAUCUGCGAGUGCAAGAAACCAGAGAACCUGUGUGAGUCUGUGUCCUGCGAGAUGGAGUGCCAGCACGGCUUCGCCACCGACAGUGAGGGAUGCGAGAUCUGCAGGUGCCAGCUGCCAACCUCCCACACCUGCCAGCCCCUGAUGUGCUCCCUGGACUGUGAAGCCGGGCUCGCAACCGACAUGUACGGAUGUGAGAUCUGCAGGUGCAAGAAGUCUGAGUCUGAGUGCGAGGUUCCCAGCUGCGAGUUUGAGUGCGACUAUGGCUUCGCCACCGACAACACCGGCUGCCAGAUCUGCAAGUGCAAGCUGCCAACCGAGCACAUCUGCAAGGAGAACAUCUGCUCCAUGGACUGCAAGUUCGGCUUUGCCACUGACGUCUUUGGCUGCGACAUCUGCAAGUGCAAGAAGCCAGAUUUCGAGUGUGAAGAUGUGAACUGUCGUCUUUUCUGUCCUCAUGGAUUUGCCACCAACAAGGAGGGUUGUGAGGUCUGCCAGUGCCGCAAGCCAGUUAAGACCACCUGUCAGCCCAUCACCUGUACUGAACACUGUGAGUUUGGCUUCAUGACUGACAGCUAUGGCUGUGAGAUGUGCCAAUGCAAGAAGAACCCAUCUGAAUGCGAGUUCUUCGAGGGCUGCUCCCUGGAUUGUACCUUUGGCUGGGCCACAGACAACCAUGGAUGUGACAUCUGUAGAUGCAAGCCUCCAGUUGCCAUCACCUGUAAGCCAGUGAAGUGCCGCAUGCUGUGCCACCACGGCUGGGCUACUGAUGAGUACGGCUGUGACACAUGCAAGUGCAGGGUCCCACCAACAGAGUCCCUGUGUGAGGAGCUUACCUGCUCUAUCUCCUGCCCAUUCGGUUAUGCCACUGAUGAACAGGGCUGCCAGGUCUGCAAGUGCAAGCUGCCCACCCCUUGCCAGGCCCUCGGCACAGAGAUGUGUGACCUGACCUGCGAGCACGGCUUCAUGACCGACGAGGCCGGCUGCCAGAUCUGCCAGUGCCAGCAGCGCUCCUCCCGCUGUCCCGAGCUCGACCGCGACUGCCGUAUGGACUGCCCCUGGGGAUGGAGCACCAACGAGGAGGGAUGCAUCAUCUGCCAGUGCAAGAGGCCUUCCGUUUGCACCCCGCUCACCGAGCAGACCUGCCCCCUGACCUGUGUGGAGGGAUAUGCCACCAACACCUUCGGCUGUGAGAUCUGCAAGUGCAAACCCUCAGCUGUUUCCGAGGUCUGCCAGACCGACGUGAGCCUGUGUAAGAUCUUCUGCCCCUACGGCUUCAUGACCAACCAGGACGGCUGUGAGACCUGUGAAUGCAGGCUGCCAACUUCCGUCCAGAUCACAUCUGUCUGCAGGAACAGGCCUUGCCACAAGUUCUGUCCUCACGGCUUCCUCACCGACAGCAGCGGCUGCCAGACAUGCACCUGCGCUGAACUGCCCGAGCAGGUGUGCCCCCACAUCAAGUACGGCACCUUCGGCAGGUGUGUUGACGAGUGUAGCCAUGACGACAUGUGUGCACCCAACCAGCUCUGCUGCUCCAACGGGUGUGCCAGGACCUGCAUGGAGUCGGUCUCUGCCCACUGUAUUGAUGAGAUGGGUGAGUCCCACACCCAGGGCUCCACCUGGGAGAGGGAUUCCUGCACCGUCUGCAGCUGCAUGAACGGAGAGGUCACCUGCCACACCUCCAAGUGCAUGCCCGUCCCCCACGGCUGCCAGCCUGUCCACACCCCCGGACACUGCUGCCCUGCCUUCGACUGCCCCAUCAUGGAGCGUAAGUGCAGCAAGGAGGGUCAGUACUGGCAGGAGGAUGUCUGCACCAACUGCACCUGCCAGUCUGGGAAGGCCAUCUGUGUCGCCCAGGCCUGCCCCCAGGUCCCCAGCGGCUGCAAGCCCAUCUUCAGCGACUCCGAGUGCUGCCCGCGCUUCGAGUGCCACGACAGCUGCAUGACCCAGAGUGGUUCCGUCAUCCCCCACGGUCAGACCUACAACGUGGACAAGUGCACCAGCUGUGUCUGCCAUCACGGCAAGAGCGUCUGCACCCCCACCGUCUGCCCCAUGCCCCACCCUGACUGCGACGUCGUGCACGUGGAGGGGGCCUGCUGCCCCACUGUGGUCUGCACCCACAUUGAGAAGAAGCGCCCGUGCCACUUUGCCCUCCAGAAGAUCCCAUCCCUGAUGCUGAUGGGCCAGACUGUGCCCAUGACCGGAGAGUUCGUGCCGCAGUGCGACAUCAACGGCUACUACAACGCCACCCAGUGCCACAGCUCCACCGGAUACUGCUGGUGCGUGGACCGCUUCGGAGGCGAGAUCCCCGGCUCUAGGGUCCACCACAGCACCCCCAUCUGCAAGCCCAGCACCUGCGUGCACCACGGCCACAUGUACCGUGAGGGCGACCAGUGGCAGAGGGACACCUGCACCACCUGCACCUGCGUGGGCGGCCAGGCCAUGUGUCACAGCGACACCUGCGCUCCCACUCCCGCCGGCUGCACACCCAUCAUCGCCGAGGGACAGUGCUGUCCUCAGUUUGUCUGUGACGAGAAGUGUAUUGACAUAGAGGGUAAGGAGUGGUCCAUCGGAGAGAGCUGGCUGAUCGAGCACUGCACCCACUGCACAUGCGCCAGGGGAGACAUCAAGUGCCGCGUCGAGCAGUGCCCUCACACCGAGGCCGAGUCCGGCUGCCAGGUCAUCCCCAGCGAGGGACAGUGCUGCUCCAGCCAGACCAUGUGUGACAACGAGUGCGAGUCCUCCCACGUUGCCCACUGCCUGAAGAACCCGUGCCUGACCGCCACCUGCCCCGGCUUCCCCGACGCCAUCUGCAAACCCAACUACUGCGGCAGCUGCAAGGCCUUGUGGGUCGACAGGUUCGACCAGGAGGUCGUCUGUCAGACAACUGGCCCCUGUGAUGCGACUGUGACCAAGCGCACCAACUGGAACACCAUGUGGAACCCCAGAUGUGCCGUCAACGGCUUCUACACCCCCAAGCAGUGUGACAGCGAAGGCUCCUGUUGGUGCGUUGGCCGCGACGGAGAGUUGAUGCCCGGCACGCGCAAGGAAGACGGCAGCACCGUGGAAUGUAUCGAUGAGCCUCCAUGCUGGAAGGAGCAGCAGGAUAUCCAGACGCUGGUGUCCCAGGGCCAUGACAUCACCCGGGACCCCCAGUGCGACACCAGGGGCUACUACAAGUCCCACCAGUGCGACCCCGUCACCAACAAGUGCUGGUGUGUCGAGAAGGAUGGUCACGUCGUUCCUGGCUCAGAGACAACCACGCACCAGAAACUCAGCUGUAGCAAGCCCUGCUUUGGUCAGAAGCCCCAGAAGGAGACGUGUACUGAGUACGGCAGCUGUAGCGGCAACAACUUCUGUCACAUCCUCCCUGGGAAAUCCCAGGGCUACUGUUGUAAGCCAAGAGCCUAAGAAGUCCUGACUGAUUGAUCCAGGUACCAACAGACUAGGAUAUUUUAGGCCCUGACUCCAGCCAUAUUCGAUGUAUUUGUCUAGAUUUUUUUACUGCGUUCUCCCUUUGUCCACGCCUACAACUGCAUGUUGUAUUGUAAGCUUUGUGGUGAACUCUCUAAUUGGUUGUUACAGCUUGUAAUUCCUUCAUUACGGUGUUUACUUUACAUGUUAUAAUGGAACAUUGAUGGUAUCAAUAUCUGUCUUUAUUCCUCUUUGCAAAUAAAUGUUUACUAAAGCAUU